GUGGUAGCCCUUGGGGACGUGCCUGAUGGGACCGUGGUAACGGUCAUGGCUGGUAAUGAUGAGAACUACUCGGCGGAGCUCCGGAAUGCCUCGGCCGUAAUGAAGAAUCAGGUGGCCAGGUUCAAUGACCUUCGCUUUGUCGGACGGAGUGGCCGAGGAAAAAGCUUUACGUUGACCAUCACAGUCUUCACCAACCCUACUCAGGUUGCUACCUACCACCGGGCCAUUAAAGUGACCGUUGAUGGACCUCGGGAGCCGAGAAGGCACAGGCAGAAGCUGGAAGAGCAAACAAAAUUCCAAGAUCGUUAUGGGGACCUGGAAAGGCUUCGGCACUCUAUGAGAGUCACUCCGACGACUCCCAAUUCUCGAGGGCCCCUGGGUGCCCCCGGGCACUUCGGAACACAAGCACAGAGCCAGAUCCAAGGUACCUCUGAACUGAGCCCGUUUCCCGACCCACGGCAGUUUGAUCGAUCCUUCUCUGCUUUACCAGGCCUCACCGAGAGCAGGUUUCCAGACCCGAGAAUGCAUUAUCCUGGUGCCAUGUCUGCGGCCUUCCCUUACACAGCGACGCCAUCCGCCACGGGGAUCGGUGGCCUGAGUAUGACCAGCAUGCCAACCGCCACCCGGUUCCACCACACCUACCUUCCCCCACCGUACCCCAGCUCCACCCAAAACCAGAGUGGACCCUUCCAGACCAAUGCCUCCCCCUACCACUUGUACUAUGGUGCAUCCUCCGGGUCGUACCAGUUCUCCAUGGUGGCAGGAGAGCGCUCGCCAACCCGGAUGCUACCCUCUUGCCCGAGCGCCACGGCAGGAAACAACUUGAUUAACCCCAGCCUCACCAGUCAGGCCGACGGCGUGGAAGCAGACGGUAGCCAUAGUAACUCACCUACAACCAUGACAACCACCGUGAGGAUGGAUGAAGCUGUCUGGAGACCCUAUUGAAAAAGGACUAGAAAGCCAGCCAUGUUCUACGCAAGUUGGUGGUUAAAGGAGAAAAGAACUGAAACAAGCUGCAAUUGGUGAUCCUCCCCAUUCUGUCCCCAGCUGGCAUCCCAAAGUGAGAUUGUUCUUGUCCAGAACAUAGAUAAUAAGAAAUGAAACAAGCACAGGAAGGUAGCAAUAGCUUGAAUUUGGAUACAUUUCAAAACAAACCUUCAUAGCUCCUUAAGGCUCCUUCAACAAAUGGUCAUUGCGGCCUUUCCCCACCUUGGGGUAUCCAGAUCGAUGGGGACUACUUGGAGUUGUUGCCUGCAUACACCUUGAAGGCUCUCGGCCACAAAAGGUGGUCUGUUGUGUCCAGAAUAGACAUAAGAAUGGGUAGAAAGGAAACGCUCUACUCUCUUGUAGCAACAUGGCCAAAUGUAGAAAGCUCUGGUUCAGCCUUCUCCAACUUAGCAUCUUCCAGACAGGUCAGAUUAUGACUUCCAACAUCCCCAGCCAGCAUUGCCACGCCAGCUUGGAGAUUAUGGGAGAUGUAAUCCAACACAUCUGAGGACACUGAGUUUGGGAAGGUUGCUCUUAGCAAUCAUCUCAAAGGCCACGCAAGGUUUCAAAUGAAUGAAUGGAUGGAUGCAUGAUGGAUCAAAGGUUCUUGAUAUUAGUCCCCUAAAUAAUGGAGCUGAUGACAGAGGACUAUGAAUCCAGGUCAGACUGAAGUCAGGAUCAGAAUGCUACCCUGUUUUACACUGCACAUACUUUCUACUCUCUAGGACAGUGCUUCUCAAC
Molecule: messenger RNA, 1728 nt
Organism: Python bivittatus (Burmese python)
Lineage: Eukaryota; Metazoa; Chordata; Lepidosauria; Squamata; Pythonidae
Source: RefSeq, a predicted model, not a curated record